Colletotrichum fioriniae is the source of this 243-nucleotide messenger RNA. The record is from RefSeq and is a predicted model, not a curated record. NCBI's taxonomy places the organism in Eukaryota, Fungi, Ascomycota, Sordariomycetes, Glomerellales, Glomerellaceae.
AUGUUCAACAGCUUCCCCUCCGACCCCUGUCUCCAGCUCCGGCUGCGCCGCAAUGCCGUGACCGACUUCCGAUGCGAGAUGGCGUUCGUGAUUGAACGGGGCCUGCCCGACGAGGAGUUUGUCGCCGUGGACUGGGCUGCCAUGACGCAGCUCGAGACGCUCUUUUUGGAUUUGCGGACGUAUGUGAGCGGCGGUGUUGAUGGUGGGUUCCUCCUGGACGCGAUCCGACGCGCCGCGGGUUGA